AAAGGGAGCACAAUGGAAAUCAUAAAAAGCCCAGGCUGACAUGCAAAACAACACACUCUAUAACCCACGCUGUCCACCUGCACUCGGACACUCCACUUCCCACCGCUCCAUGGCGUCCUCCAUGGCCGGCGCUUCCACCCUUCUCAUCCCCGUACUUCUCCUCCUGGCCACCGCCACCCACUCCACCGCCGCCGACUCAACCCCCUCGCCGGAAGCGGCCGCCCUCCUCAACGUUUCCGCGGCGCUCACAGACCCCUCAGGCUACCUCUCCACGCACUGGACGCCGGACACCCCGCUCUGCUCGUGGCCGCGCGUGUCCUGCGACGCCGCCGACAAACGCAUCGUUUCCCUAGACCUUUCCGGCCUGAACUUCUCCGGCCCUAUCCCCGCCGCCGCGCUGUCCUCUCUCCCGCACCUCCAGUCGCUCAACCUCUCCAACAACAUCCUCAACUCCACCUUCCCCGACGGCAUCAUCGCAUCACUCAAGAGCCUUCGCGUUCUUGAUCUCUACAAUAACAAUCUCACCGGUCCGCUCCCGGCUGCGCUCCCCAACCUCACCGACCUUGUCCACCUGCACCUCGGUGGCAAUUUCUUCUCCGGCAGCAUCCCGAGAUCAUACGGCCAGUGGAGCAGUAUCCGGUACCUGGCCCUCUCCGGCAAUGAGCUCACCGGCGAGAUACCGCCGGAGCUCGGUAACCUGACAACAUUACGGGAGCUGUACCUUGGCUACUUCAACAACUUCACCGGCGGGAUACCGCCUGAGCUCGGGAGGCUGCGGGCGCUCGUCCGGCUCGACAUGGCGAGCUGCGGCAUCUCCGGGGAGAUCCCGCCGGAGGUGGCGAACCUGACGUCGCUCGACACUCUGUUUCUUCAGAUCAACGCCCUGUCCAGAAGGCUUCCGCCCGAGAUAGGCGCGAUGGGGGCGCUGAAAUCGCUCGACUUGUCGAACAACUUGUUCGUCGGGGAGAUCCCCGCGAGCUUCGCGUCGCUGAAGAACUUGACACUGCUGAACCUCUUCCGGAAUCGCCUCGCCGGUGAGAUUCCCGAGUUCGUCGGCGACUUGCCGAAUCUCGAGGUGCUGCAGCUGUGGGAGAACAACUUCACAGGCGGGAUACCCGCGAACCUCGGCGUGGCAGCGACCAGGCUGAAGAUCGUCGACGUGAGCACGAACAAGCUAACCGGCGUUCUGCCAACCGAGCUGUGCGCCGGCAAGCGGUUGGAGACGUUCAUAGCGCUGGGGAACUCGCUGUUCGGUGCCAUUCCGGACGGGCUCGCGGAGUGCCCGUCGCUGACGAGGAUUCGGUUGGGAGAGAAUUAUCUCAACGGGACAAUCCCAGCAAAGCUGUUCACGUUGCCGAACCUGACGCAAAUAGAGCUGCACGACAAUUUGCUCUCUGGUGAGCUCCGGCUGGACGCCAGGAAGGUGUCGUCGUCGAUAGGGGAGCUGAGCUUGUACAACAAUCGAUUGUCCGGACAGGUGCCUGCGGGGAUCGGUGGACUCAUGGGGCUGCAGAAGUUGCUGCUCGCAGAGAACAGGUUAUCCGGCGAGCUUCCGCCGGAGAUGGGGAAGCUACAGCAGCUCUCAAAGUCGGACUUCUCUGGGAACCAGUUUUCCGGCGAGGUGCCCCCGGCGAUCGGCGGUUGCCGUCUGCUCACCUUCCUCGACCUCUCGGGCAACAAAUUCUCCGGCCGCAUCCCGCCGGAGCUCGCCGGCCUCCGCAUCCUCAACUACCUCAACGUAUCCCACAACGCGCUGGAUGGGGAGAUUCCGCCUGCUAUCGCCGGAAUGCAGAGCCUAACAGCCGUCGACUUCUCGUACAACAACCUGUCCGGCGAGGUCCCGGUCACCGGCCAGUUCGCCUACUUCAACGCCACCUCCUUCGCCGGCAACGCUGGCCUCUGUGGGGCGUUCCUCUCCCCGUGCCGCGCCCACAGCGUCGCGACGUCGGCCUUCGGCUCCCUCUCGUCGACCUCGAAGCUUCUUCUCGUGCUCGGCCUCCUCGCACUGUCCAUCGUCUUCGCGGGCGCGGCCGUGCUGAAGGCGCGGUCGCUGAAGCGCUCUGCCGAGGCGCGCGCGUGGCGGCUCACGGCGUUCCAGCGGCUGGACUUCGCCGUGGACGACGUGCUUGACUGCCUCAAGGAGGAGAACGUGAUCGGCAAGGGCGGGUCCGGGAUCGUGUACAAGGGUGCGAUGCCGGGGGGAGCGGUUGUUGCCGUGAAGCGGCUCCCGGCCAUCGGGCGCGCGGGCGCGGCGCACGAUGACCACGGCUUCUCGGCGGAGAUACAGACGCUGGGGCGCAUCCGGCACCGCCACAUCGUGCGGCUCCUCGGGUUCGCGGCCAACCGUGAGACCAACUUGCUGGUGUACGUGUACAUGCCGAACGGCAGCCUCGGCGAGGUCCUCCACGGCAAGAAGGGCGGCCACCUGCAGUGGGCGACGCGGUACAAGAUCGCCGUGGAGGCGGCCAAGGGCCUCUGCUACCUGCACCACGACUGCUCGCCGCCGAUACUGCACCGCGACGUCAAGUCCAACAACAUCCUCCUCGACGCCGACUUCGAGGCGCACGUCGCCGACUUCGGCCUCGCUAAGUUCCUCCGUGGCAACGCCGGCGGCUCCGAGUGCAUGUCGGCCAUCGCCGGCUCCUACGGCUACAUUGCUCCUGAGUACGCCUACACGCUCAAAGUCGACGAGAAGAGUGACGUGUACAGUUUUGGAGUCGUGUUGCUGGAGCUCAUCACCGGUCGCAAGCCGGUCGGGGAGUUUGGCGACGGCGUCGACAUCGUGCAGUGGGUGCGGAUGGUGACAGGUUCAAGCAAAGAGGGCGUGAUGAAGAUCGCCGAUCGUCGCCUCUCGACGGUCCCCCUCUACGAGAUAACCCAUGUUUUCUACGUCGCAAUGCUCUGUGUUGCCGAGCAAAGCGUCGAGCGGCCAACGAUGCGUGAGGUCGUGCAGAUACUAGCUGACAUGCCCGGUUCAACAUCCACGUCGAUGGGCGUCCCCCUUGUCACCGAGGCGAAGGAGAAUAGUAGCUCGGAGAAGCCACAGCAGGAACAGCUACAUGAGUCCCUGCCGCAGCAGGAUCUUCUUAGUAUCUAGAAGUGCUACUCGAAGAAUUGGUCGUACCGGUAGUACUUUUCUUGCAUCCCUGUUCUUCCUCGUGUAGUGUGGGAAUGUGGCGGUACGAGUGUGUAUGCAAGAGGUAAGGUAAGCAUGUUUCGGUAGCUAGAUUACCACUAUUACGUAUGGUGGAUUAGGCCCGUGUAAUCUCUGUCUCAUGUACAAAUCAAGCUGUUCGAGCUUCCAAUUGAGUUCUCAAAUCCAGAAAU
This is a messenger RNA of Phragmites australis (common reed), 3327 nucleotides long. RefSeq names its product leucine-rich repeat receptor-like serine/threonine-protein kinase BAM2. NCBI's taxonomy places the organism in Eukaryota, Viridiplantae, Streptophyta, Magnoliopsida, Poales, Poaceae. Gene Ontology annotation, molecular function: protein kinase activity; ATP binding; receptor serine/threonine kinase binding. Gene Ontology annotation, biological process: protein phosphorylation. Bases 41 to 3097 code for a protein of 1018 amino acids. The record is from RefSeq and is a predicted model, not a curated record. The transcript is spliced from 2 exons.